AUGGACCCCUCCAGACGGACAGGCCGCCGACAGCGUGGGCGGCUGGUCCGGAGCGAGCGAGUGGUCGAGUCCCACCCGCAGUUCACCGCCUGGGACGUCUUCAUCAGGGACAGCCUCCUCCAAAUCGCCUGGCCGAUAUCCCUCUCCUCCGACAACGAGACUGCCGACGCCCUCGUCAAGUCAAGGUUAGUCCCAUAUCAUCAUAUUAAAUAUAGCAACAAUUAUAAAGAAACAUGUUUUGACAACAUUCAAAAGAGUCCUGGUUUGACUCUAAAAAUGAGGAUCCUUGUUUCCAAUCUUGCUUCACUGUAA
Messenger RNA from Nezara viridula (southern green stink bug), 312 nucleotides. Lineage: Eukaryota; Metazoa; Arthropoda; Insecta; Hemiptera; Pentatomidae. The record is from the annotation of a GenBank genome assembly.